Molecule: messenger RNA, 3339 nt
Organism: Vombatus ursinus (common wombat)
Lineage: Eukaryota; Metazoa; Chordata; Mammalia; Diprotodontia; Vombatidae
Gene: CDR2L
Product: cerebellar degeneration related protein 2 like
Exons: 5
Coding region: 41-1447 (468 amino acids)
Source: RefSeq, a predicted model, not a curated record
AGGAGGGACGCCGCAGCUCCGGCCCGCCCCGGACGGGCCAAUGCGGAGAGCCGGAGGCAUGGAGGACUACUCCGGGGAGGACGAGGAGUCCUGGUACGACCAGCAGGACCUGGAGCAUGACCUACAUUUGGCAGCAGAGCUGGGGAAGACGCUGUUGGAGCGGAACAAAGAGCUAGAGGAGUCCUUGCAGCAGAUGUACUCUACCAAUGAGGAACAGGUGCAGGAGAUCGAGUACCUGACAAAACAACUGGACACCCUGCGGCAAGUGAAUGAGCAGCAUGCCAAGGUAUAUGAGCAGCUAGACGUGACCGCUCAAGACCUGGAGCUGUCCAACCAGAAGCUGGUGCUGGAGAGUAAGGCUGCCCAGCAGAAGAUCCAGAGCCUGACAGAGACCAUAGAGAGUCUUCAGACCCAGGUAGAAGAGCUUCAGGGACAGGUGGAAGAGCUCAGGAGCUUGGAGCAACUGCGGGUCCGAAGAGAGAAGCGGGAGAGACGUAGAACCAUCCACACUUUCCCUUGCCUUAAGGAAUUAUGCUCCAGCCCCCGGUAUGAGGAUGCCUUCCGCUUGCAUAGUUCCUCAAUGGAUCUGAGCCCAAAGCCCUUGGAGCGGGAGAACGAGCAGCUGCAGGCCAUUGUCAGCUCCCUGCGUUCCCAGGUGAGCCAGGAGAAGCAGCGGAAGGAGAGGGCGGAGCGGGAGUACACUUCGGUGAUCCAGGAGUACUCGGAGCUGGAGCGGCGGGUAUGUGAGAUGGAAGGCUGCAAACUUCGGGUGCAGGAGCUAGAGGCCGAGGUGCUGGAGCUACAGCAGAUGAAGCAGGUGAAGACGUACCUCCUGAGCCAGGAGGACAACCUGUCCGAGGCCUUGCUGGAGCCUCUCAACAAUGCGCCGGAGGCAGAUGAUCCCGAGCUUGGCGGGGACGGGACAGCAGGUAAAGAUGGGGUCCCGUCACCAGCAGCCUCCCCCGGUCAUUCUGUGCGCAAGAGCUGCAGUGAUACGGCCCUCAAUGCCAUCAUGGCCAAAGACCUGGCCAGUCGCCACAUGGGUAACUACAUCCUGCACGCCAACAGCGUGCGCAAGCGGGGCAUGUCCAUCCUGAGGGAGGUGGACGAGCAGUACCACGCUCUGCUGGAGAAGUACGAGGAGCUGCUGAGCAAGUGCAGGCAGCACAAAGAUGGGGUGCGGCACACCGGGGUGCAGACCUCCCGCCCCAUCUCCCGAGACAGCUCCUGCCGUGACUUCCGGGCCGGGGAGGAGGGCCUGGGGGAAGAGUGGGGAGGGGGGAAGCAGGGCGAGAAGAGCCUUAUUCAGCACGUGGAGGCUGUGGACAAGCGGCUGGAGCAGAGCCAGCCUGAAUACAAGGCCCUCUUCAAGGAGAUUUUUUCCCGGAUUCAGAAGACCAAGGCAGACAUUAAUGCCACCAAGGUCAAGACCCAUAGUAGCAAGUGAGCCCUGCCUGCUUCCCAAACCCCCUUGCUCUUGCUCCAGUCCUCUUCUUCCCCCCAGGAUACAAGGUACCCCCACCUCCUUUCUCUAGCUCUCUGUGAAAGGGAGCCCUUUCCGACUUCCGAGUUGGAGUGUGAUUCUAUCACUCCAAGCUGGAAGGGCUCCCUGCAAGGGUUGGGAGUUGGGGAAAGGGAGAAACCUCGUAAGAGGACACAGUAGUUUAUGAUGGUUCCAGACACACCUAAGGAAUACCCCUCCCCCAUGCCUGGGGUGGGGAGCAGGAGUUUGGGGAGCAAGAGGUAGGAAGACAAACUGACCCCAUUUCUCAGGAGCUCCCGGUCACUCUUUGUGUCAGCCUGAUGAAGCAUCCCAGAGUUUAAUAGCCAGACAUCCCAGGGGAAGUCCCUCUCUCCCCAACCCUCUGGCUUCCAGGCCAUGUAGCUGGUUCUCAGACAUAUGGCCAACUUUCUUUUCAAAGCCAUUCUGGAUCUGGGGAAUUUUUUUUUGUUAUUAUUCUAGCUUCUUCCCCCCCCAAGACUGGAUGCACUUGAAGUGAAACCACCCAGAGCUGCCUCCUGCAGUCCUGAUUGGUUUCCUGGACCCACACCCAGCACCCUAGCUGGGAACUCCACCCCAAACCCAGGUUUUUCUUCACUCCAUUUUGGCAUCGGCGUUUGGUCAAGGUCAUCCCUGUCAGGUUGGAGACAGACAGCCCCCCCUCUAGGCAGAAAGCCCCCUCUGAGAGAAGAGAGGGCCCCUGCUGUCACCCCAGACCUGGGAGCCAGCUGUCUGUGUCCCCUGGGAUGUCCCGGCUACCCCUCAGGAGCCAGCCCAGCACCGUUUCUGUAGCAAGUGAGCUCUGGGGAGGAGGAGGAGAGACCCUCACCCAGCUAUGAAGGAGCUGAAACUCCUCUGCUUACUGUUCUCCAGCCUUUCUGGAAAAUGCCUCUGAGGGGAAUCCCAACUUGAGGGGACACCCCUCGUGGCAGUUGGGAUCCCUUGACUAGCAUUGUAGCAGAACCACUUCUUUCUCAUCCACUCGUGUGGUUUCUUACCUUCCCCACCCCAGACUUCACUAUGUCUGCCCCUAUCUCAGGGACUGUGAUAUCUCAUUCACAUACUCCAUCCAGUGCCCACUCCUGGGUAUAUACAACCAGCAUGUUACUCGAGCUUCAGCUUCUAGCCUGUCACUCCUGGGGCUAGCCUGACAGACUGUCCCCCCAUACAGUAUUCUCCAUCCAGUGGGAGAAAGAGUAUAUUUUGCCUCCUGAAAAAUUCUUACUUUUCACCAACAUGGUUCAGCCUCCUCUCUUACCUUCCUUUGCCCACUUGAUUUGGGGGUGUGGGGAGGAGGGGCUUUGACUCUCUUCUGGAGUUAACUCUUCCUGACUGGCUGUUGCCCCUUUCUGGUUCAGUCUGAGAAGAUCCAGGGAUUCACGGCCCUGCCUCCAAGCCACCAAAUUUGAGAGUCUCAAUGCUGUCUGCUGACCCCACAAACAUUAGCAGCCGUAGAGCCUGAUGGAGGAAGAGUUGUCUGGCUCCUAUACUGGGAGCUCCCAUGCCUUAUUUAUUUGUAACCAGAAAAGCAGUUUUCUUAAGCAUCCCUGAAGGCACCCAACCUACUCUUGAGGCAUCACUGUGAUGGAAGCUAGUGGCUCUGGUCUUUUAUAUUCCCUUGGUUUUGAAUCUUCACCCUGUGGGGCAGGGGAAACUCCAGUCAUUUGUGCGUCUCUUCUGGCGGGGUAAGGGUGAGGGUGGGAAGGAGGAACUCCAUCCUGUCCAGGCUCCAGCACACUAGCAUCCUACCUACCAGCUUCACCUUUGAAGUAUACAUGAGAGAAAUAUAUUUACAAAUGCUUUAUUCUCUUCUUAAAUUAAAAAAAAAUGCAUCAGUA